UGCAACAUGGCGGUGAAUUGAGCCAAAGUCGCGGUGCUGUGCCAUCAGAAAAUGUAUUUUUCGUAGUCGCGUAAUCACUUUUAUUAUAGUUCUCAUGUACGCGGCGGUGUGAUACGGGUUCGGGACGUGUUCGACGAUACGCUGUGCAUGUAAAUAUGCGUGUAACAAGGCACAACGUUACUCCGAAGGUGACACCCCGCAACUCGGUGCGCUGCACGAGCACGUAUGGCAGAGACUAGAAUCCGAGAUAAGGGAGCUCUGCUUCGCCUAAGUAAUACGUACCGCCGUACAAAAUUACCACCACGAAGUAGCGAUGCGGUGGUUACGUCUCCCGAACUGUGAAAACAUAUUUACAAAAUUCAAAACCAUUGUCGUUGAUCGUUGUCACUUGUGAUCGUCGUAUAUGCGUGCCAAACCGAAAUAUAUAAAAGGGCAGUGAAGAGACCCGAUGGUUUCCUGACACGAUGGAAAGUAAACUGUACGUGAAAAAUGACCUGGGACUGGACGGGCAGUCGCUGGUAAGCUCGCAAGCGAACCUACCUACCGAGGACACAGGAGGAGCCAGAACAUGCUUCGUUUGUGCCACGGUGAGCCACGGGGAACAAUAUUGGCUCCGAGUGAAACCAGGUCCGGGUAGCGCGCCGAACGAGCCUUACUUUCCGUUCCUCGAGUCCCACGAGCCACCCGCCGGUUACCGCGGCGAAGGGGCCAGAACCAGCGGAGUGGUGAAGGCGUGCAGCCUCUGCUACACCCUGUUGCUGCAACAAUGGGACACUUACGAACAGGAUGCCAGACCUCACAGUCAACGAAUAUAUUGGUUGAAGAGAUGCGACGGCCGUCCGUUCACCGGUGCCGAUAUGGCACUUCAGGGAGAGUACGCCGCUCAAGUUUUAGGCUUGACCAACGACCAAACCUCGCAGUUGAGACCGGAGAAUCGGCCGGUGGGAAUUUCCCCGCGACUGCCGCCGAAUUCGCCGUCGCCCCGGGUCGAACAAGCAAGACCGCCGUCUAAUUCCAUUGCCGAACUGCCAAGGCCGCAUUCAAACACAGCGGAAACGCACAGACACCUGGAACAAGCGAGGCUCACGAUGGAAUCGCCCCAUCAAAGACUGCAUUCGCCGCAUCAGAGGCUGCAAAGCCCUCGGCAGCCCGUGGAGGAUGGGAGAAUGUCGACGGAAGCGGCACUGGAUUUGCGACACGCUCCCAGGAGUUCGCCAGCGCCGCCGCAACCAUCUUUACCGCCGCAACCUCAGCCCAUUUAUAGCGGUGGAUCGACGUCGAGCGCCGGCACUGAUAUUUUAGAUCUUUCGAUGCCAGAUAAGAAUUCAGUCACCGAAGUCUGUUACGUGUGCGGGGAUGAAUUCAAAAGAGGGUCACUUAGUCAUAUCGCAGCGAAACCACUGCCAACUCCGCCGCAUCCUUCUGCCAGCCCUCCACCAUUCUUUCCCUCGCUGACACUACAUCCGAGACCUAGCAGAAGUCGACCGAUGGACAGCGCUGGUCGUGUUCAGGCCUGUUCGGCGUGUCAGAAUCACCUUUUGCUACAAUGGAAGGCGUACACCCGGCAAAGAGUUCCACACAACGACCGGAAUUACACGCUCCGCAAGCGACAGGCACCCGCGAUGGACACGACGACCUUCAUCUGUUAUACGUGCGCGCUCGAGUACCCAUCGUCCAGUAUCAGACUCCUUUAUUGCUGUCCGAACCCCGAGAAGGAGGCGUACUAUCCUUUCAUUUAUUCUCUGAGACCUCCGCCAGGAGCUAGUCCUAUCAGUCCUCAGGGGAUGGUGCAGGUCUGCGCCAUUUGUUACAAAGCUAUACCGCAGAAGCAGCAAGUGUUCGGUGGCGAGAAUCACGAUUCGUCGCAGUCUUCGGCACAGAACGUGGAUUUCCGGCAGCAAGGUCCUUCCCCGAGACCAGCGGUAGCCAAGUCUCCGGCCAACUCCGCUGGUAGCGAUAUACGUUUCAAACCGUACGAUUUGAACAAAUCGAGCGUCGCCACGAACAAGCAACGGAGUAGCAGCGCGACUGUAUCGAAGGGUUCGACUACCGGUCAACGAAAUUCACCGAACAACGGUCCCGCCGAGAACGGGAGCGUUUCUCUCGGCCAAAACUAUAGGUGCUAUAUUUGCGAAAGAUUGUAUCCUCGCUCUCAUAUGGAAUGGUUAUCCACCAGCCCGGAAGGGAUGAAUUCGCACGCUAUGCACUUUCCGUGUUUAAGGGGAAUAGCGCGUACCUCCGAAAAUGCCUGUAUGGAUAGUCACGGCAGAGUGUUAGCUUGUAGUCACUGCGUGAAUUACCUCGCCCAACAAUGGGAAAACAUGGAUGCGGAACGAGUUCCUUUAGAACGUCGCAGGUAUGAUAUUCCUAGUCCACAUCCAAACGGCGACGUGAACCGAUCGAUCGCCACCCCGCCGAGUUCUGGUUCAGAGCGAACGUUUGGCAGCAAUCCGGGGACGUCGAGCAGUUCCAUAUAUUGUUUCCUAUGCGGCUUGCACAGCGAUUUGACUCUAGCAAGAGUUUUGUACGGUCGUCCUCAGGGUCGCAACGCACCAUUUUUCCCAGAGUUACUGCGUCACCAGUCACCACCGAACGCAGAACAACUCAGGGAGGAUGGCUCCGCCUUAGUGUGCACGUUCUGUUAUCACUCGCUGCUGGCGCAGUGGCGUCGAUACGAAUCUCUUCCCAGUGGUCAACAAGUGAACGCUGCCGAGAGGCAAUAUAACACACACGACUAUUGGUGUUACGUUUGCGGCAUAGCCACUUAUAGGAAACGAGUGAGAGCGUUGCUCGUGAAAGACUUCCCGUUUCUGAGGUAUCACAAGCAACCGGAGAAGAGUCUCUUGUUGGAGAAUGGAGACUUCGCGGUGGUUUGCUUGGACUGUUACGAAACGUUGCGCACUCAAAGCCUCGAGUACGAACGAUGGGGUUUGCCCAUCGAGAAGCGAGAAUACAAUUGGAUAGUGCAACCACCACCACCGGAAGACAGCCCGGAGGCAGCCGUCGCGAGAUUGCCGUCCGGCGAAAGAUCCGAGAAGGUGGUUCCCUCGACUUUAACGGUGAAACCUGCACGGAAAAACUGUUCUCCGAAAGCACCGGAUAAAAAGCUGCCGACCAAGGUUCCGGAUAAAGAACAAGGUGUCCAACAGCCUAUUAGCAACAAAGCGCAACCCCCGGCGAUCGGCAAAUCCCACAGACCCAGUUCCGUCGUUCCACCUCAGAGUCACACCCCGGGACCCGGGCCGGGCGGACAACAGAACAGCAGGAGUUUCGCUGCCGCUCUGAGAAAUCUGGCGAAACAGGCAGGACCGGCGCCUCAGGAAGAAGAACCACGCGCGAGCCCCAAGAACCGAGCGCCGCCACCUUUGGUCAGAGGUCCUUCCCCCGCCAAGGAACGGUCCACGCACGAGAGAAGGCCAGAAGAGAUGCCGUUGAUGUACACGCCCACAAGGACGCCGGAGACCAGCAAACACAGCGUAACUGCCGCCGCAGCGACCGAGCUGCUGGCCCGUUCAGGCUUCCAGCCGUACCGGCCCGAACACCAUCCGGCCCACGCUCCACCAGCGUUCACCCUGGAUCACACGGCCUACAACCCUUAUCACCCGGGUCUCUACCCACCGCCGCACCUCCAACACGCUUAUAGAUUAGAGGAACAGUUGUAUUUGGAACGGUGUGGAAUGCUGAGACCACCGUUAUUUCCCGGGCUGCCCUCGUACCCUUUAUACGGGUUGAGAUAUAGCCCGGACAUGCUGCCGGCCCCGUCCCUUGGACUGAUGUCUCCCGCGAUGCACGAACGACUGAAACUGGAGGAGGAACAUCGGUUGAGGCAAGCACGGGAACAAGCCGCGCUCAGGGAGGAGGAGGAGAGGAGAAGAGCAGCGCGAAACACAGCUCCUGUCGCCCCGGUACCCGCGCCUGCACCUGCAUCGGCCGAUACUGCAGCUAGGAAGCCGACCAUAGCGGCUCAGAUGCAUAUCGAGCGGGAGCGAGAACGCGAGAACAGGGAUCGUCCAAGCGGAUGCGGCAUCGGCUCGGGAAUUAGCAACAACGCCAACGCCGGGAACGGUAGCGGCUUCGCCGUGGUCGGGUCUAUCGGUAACGGUCACCAUCAAUCGAGAAAAGAGGAGCUGCCUUCCGCUCCUCCUCCUCCUUCUCCAGCUCCUGCGGCAACAGCCACGGGGCCAGCUCCGCCGUAUUCAGUGGCGCCGACGGAUCCAGCAGCGACGGCGAACAUGUACCAUUCGCGUUUGCCGGCGUUUCCGAAUCCACCGGCAUCAAUUGCACCGCCGCCGCCGCCAUCGCAACCUUCCUUGGGCUCGGCUUCUAUCUGUUCCGUGAGCUCCGCGGCGAUGCCGCCUCCCAUGGCCUCGAACCUGCCCCCUAUGGCCACCAGUCUGUCCUCUAUGGGUACCAGCCUGCCCCCUUUGAACCUUAGACCACCGCCGGCCAUAAGCUCGGCGCCUAUCGGUCCGUCGCCUAUUCCCUCUAUAACCCCUAUAUCGUCCUUAUCGUCGGCGGUGAUAGGACAGCCACCGCCGCCGCCGCCGCCGCCGCCGCAGCAGCAGCAGCAGCAGCAGCAACAGCAGCAGCAGCAACAACAACAGCAGCAGCAACAGCAACCUUCAUCCCUGAGCAUGCCUCUGGCGCCCAUCAUUUCUAUACCCUCCCUUCAUUUGCCCCCCGUAUCCUCGACUACCAUUCAUUCUAGUCAGCAUGAACUAGCUGCGAUAGCUAGCAGCCCGACAACCACGGUUACAACUUCUAUAUACCAUCAGCAACAGCAGCAGCAGCAACAACAACAACAACAACAUCAGGUGCUACAACCGCAACCAUUAGUACCACUGCCAUUGACGCUGCAGCAACGAAACAACGUCGCCGGCGGUGCGACCGGUACGACGAGUAGCAGCGCUUCGUCGAGUAGCAGCACGAUGACUACGUACGGGACGUAUACCUCAACAACGCCUAACACCGUUCAAUCGAUCGCGAACAGCGUGAAUCACGUGGCUCCGGCUCAUAAAUCGCCGCCGUUGCCUCACAGCUUUCAUUCAGCCUCGACGCGGACAAAAGACACGGUCCCGACGAUCACGAUCGCCAACGGUGGAUCGACUACCGUCACAACGACGACUGCUGCCUCGGUCAUCACACAGCAACCGGCUUUUGUCAGACCGUUCGAAGAUUCCUUUCGUCCCACGUCGAAACCAGCACAAAGACCGAUCGUGAGCAGCCAUAAUCACGUUAUAACGAGUCAACAACACUCGUAUCAAGAUUCACCGAUCAAAUUGACCGUGACGACGACGACGACGACGACGACGACAACGGCGACGGCGACGUCUCAGGCGACCGCCGAGCGUAGCCAGGUGAUCGUCGAUAACUCGAUUGCGGAUAACGCGAAGGACAACACAGCUAAUAAUCAGCCGAUUCUUCAUCCGCAGCCUCAACAUUUCCAUCAUCCGCACAUACCCGUGUCGCAUGUAGCCAGUCUGUAUAAGCCGCAGCCGUAUUUCUCUUCUUCUUCUUCUUCUUCUUCGUCUUCCCAACAGCAGCAUCAUUCUCAGCCGAAGAUCAGCGUGCCGACGUUGAGUAACAGCGGCAGCAAUAGCACGUCCGUGAUCAGCACGAAUUGUACGAAACAGAAUUCGCAUCAUACCGGCGGCGAUGCAAGUAGUCAAGCGGUGUCUGUGAUAACGAGUCAACGGAGCGAGAAUUCGUUGAUGUCGCCGCCAAACGCCGUAAAUUGUAUAGUUCCCAACGAGAAAACGACGGGGAGCUCGAAUCACAACGGUGGUGGCAACAACGGUCAGGCGUUGAUCAACGGGAAUAAAAUCGUGAAUCACGCGAAUUCGCAUUACAAGAACAGCGCGGACGCGUCGCCGAUAAAGGAGAUGAAAGUUAAUUCGUGCGUCGUGAGCGAGAAGAUCGAGGCACGCCAGAGUCAGCCGAGUCAGCUGGAGCAGAAUCACGUAGGCAAGAAUUCGGUUCAAGACGUCGUCGGUAAGGGUGCUCCGACUCCUCCCCCUUCGGUUUACGAGGAACAAGAAAACGGUUCGCUCGAAUCUGAACCGGACGAAGAGAUAAUCAUACCCGAGAAGGAGGCAAUCAUACCUGAGUCUGAGACCGAGAUAUCCGAGUCGGAGAUCAACAAGAUACAGCAGAGCGAUCAGAACUUUUUGUCCACAUUAUCGUUUCGACCGAGUUUUAAGUUUAAUAUAAACGAUAUCGCGCCGAAGCCUAUCGACACCGAUCAGCUGAUGCAGAGCAUCCAGUCCGAGGAGGUUUUGCGUACCUGUCAGAACGUUUCGAACGUUCUGUUGCAGAUACCAAAAUACCAAGAGAAACUGUUGAAUUUCUCGAACGAGCUGAAAACCGCAUUUUGUUUCACCGACAAGUGCAAUAAUUUGACUGAGAUUUCCGUGAGGUGCGAGCCAGCGGUGUUAAACGUGCCUGACCUGAGCAAGGCUCUAGUCAAAGAACAGGACGCGGCCAGCGAUAAGAUUUUCCUUGUACCUGAGAACCCGAAAGCGUUGACGUCCUCGUUGGAUCUGGCAGAGAAACGAAGAAAGCGGAAACGGGCCAAGAACGCGGGGGGUCUCGUGUGCAGUUCCGAAUCGGAGGGCGAGGAGGAGAUCAAGGACGCGGAUCUGUGGAUCACCAAAGGUCCGCCGGCCAGGCCGCGGUAUUCGGAGAAGAAGCUUGCUUUCCUCGCCAUGUUCGGUCUGACCACGUUGAGCAUGAAAAACGAAAUAGAGCUUUUUAAAGUGGAGAGGAGGUACAAGUUGAAUCCGGAUCCACCGGAAGUACCUUUGGACAUGGACCAGUCGGUCGAAUCCGUGUUACCUAUACCGCAAGAACAUCCAGACGUGUUGCGUUACACCCCUGAUUUCCAGCCGAAAGUUGGAUUUCUCAAGUCCAUAGGCCUCGACUUGAUGCCUCAGAAGAAAAGAGACGAAGCGGAAGCAACGUGGCAGUACGUACUGCAGGAUCGUAAGAAACGGAAAAGUAGGAACACGGUGACCGCGUACUGUGACAGAAUCGCUAAGGUUUAUUCGGAAAACCCGCCGAAGGUACCGAAACCGCCUAAGAUGAGGCUUUUAAGCAAAUUGAAAGUGAAGCAGCUUCCGGAACGGCCGCCGCCUAUGCCACCUCUCGUUCAGAACAUCGUCUCGAUGGACUACUCCUCUUUGUCGCCUAUGCCUGGUGAGAACGGCGUGAAACAACAGCAGCGUUGCAAACUUGUCGACAUCAAGAUCGUGGACGAAGAUGUGGCGCUGACAGUCACCGAUGGCAGCAGGAAAGAGACGACAUCCAAAUGGACCAGCAUCGAGGAUAUCAUGCUGGCUUACAGAGAAUAUUCCAAAGAAAAAGCGUUGGAGAAGAAAAUUUUAAUGUGCGAGACAUCGAAGCUGGUGGCACGGUCGAACAACUUGCGGACCGAAACGCUUCAGCUGGAGCGAAGAAUAUACGACCUGUUGUCCGCGAGAACGGCUCUCGAUUUGGAGAGGCGAGUGCUCAGCGAAAAGAUCGAGAGGAUCACCGCCCUUGUCAAGCACCUUAGGUAGCGACGCGUAACGCACAACACGGAAACUCAUUCAUCUGUGAUAUUAUAAAGGGAUUAAGGGUCGUUAGCGUACAGUACCAAAUAUUAAAAAUCCUAACGAUUUUACCGUUUGAAGCAGCGCAACAAGAGAGAGUUUCGCGGGAAACCGACCAAGUGGUGUACACAAUUAUUUUGCAUCGUUUCGUAUAUCGUGCGGAAGAGAUACGAGAAUCUUACAAUAGCAGCAGAAGCAGCCGGAGCUAGACACGUAUCUUUCGUAUUUCGUAAACGAAGUCGCGGGCACGCGGAUAAUCAUAUCAGCGCAGAGUUACAAGGGGGACAUGUGAGAAAUUGAUAACGAGCUAACGUGAAGCGUGCGCUUCUUGACGGAUAGCCGAGGAGGGUAGCUGCGCGCGCGAUUCAACGACCUUCUACGAUAAUCGGAACUAACGGCUCUUAAACCCUAAGCUAUAAAUAAUUGUAAUUUGUAUCAUAAUAUUUUAACGAGGAAUAGACAAAUCGUGUAACUUAUUUUAUUCUGCGUAAUGUGGACUCUAUGUCAGAUAAUAACUCGAAACUGUACGAUACGUCACGAUUUAUAUACGAGUCGGUCGUCGAAUAGUAUACCUGAGUGUAAAAGAAGAGGGGAACAGCUAAUCGGUUCACCGAAAAACGAUUGCUCCAACGAUUGCGGACACUUUCAUUUUCUUCUUCUUCUCGUUUGUUAACUACCCUUAUAAAAUGAAAAUAGUCGGAAAAAUUACGAGACACGAACCACAGACUGCGAUUGCGAUAAAUUCGUGUUCGAGAAGAAAGCGGGAGGGGAAACCCGCGUAGGAACGUAACGAUUAUUUUUAACUUAAAAGAUCUUUCGAGAUGGAAGUAACGACUCUAGUCUACGGACAUUCGUAGAAUACAGGAAAAUCGCACCGUCUGAUUGUACGUAAUGAUCAGAGUAGUGAACGAUCCUUCCUUUUCGAUGUCCACUGUUCACAGUAAAUGAACGUGCGAAGGCCAGUGAAUAACGAGAGAAAAAUUAACCGUAACAGCAGUGAGGUACUUACGUAGGUAAAGUGACUUAAUUUAAACGAAAACGUGAGACAUCGCGCGAGCACAUUCCACGAAUUUAAAAAACGAGAACACAUGCUUGUUACCCGACCUCUAACAUUCCACGUUUCGAACAGUAAUCGGAUCAUACAAAAGCAAAAGUGAGAAACGAACAGAACUCGUUUCACAUCGGAAAAAUGUCAUUGCCGUUUUUCUUUUUUUCUACGUUCAACUAAAUCGGCGCUACGCCACAUUAAUUUAGUAUCCUUAUACUUGUAUCUCACUCGGCUCUCUGAGCGUACUGUUCAACAACUACGCGUCGUAACACCUCCAGUAUGUACGAUAAUAAUACGAAAUCCAUUUAUAAUUUUCAUCAUUUUGUUCAUUGAGUGCCUAACGUUAUCCUACAUUUGUAAAUAUCAUUAUUUUUAUGUAUUGUAUAACGAACCAAGACCAAGACGAAACAUUUUUUGGUCUCAAUUUGGCCAAAACAAGAGCCUAGGAGUAAAUUGUUGAAAAUAUGAA
Ceratina calcarata is the source of this 9106-nucleotide messenger RNA. It is a transcript of the gene px, whose product is annotated as MAP7 domain-containing protein plexus. NCBI's taxonomy places the organism in Eukaryota, Metazoa, Arthropoda, Insecta, Hymenoptera, Apidae. Bases 465 to 7556 code for a protein of 2363 amino acids. The transcript is spliced from 15 exons. The record is from RefSeq and is a predicted model, not a curated record.